This is a messenger RNA of Lactuca virosa, 1177 nucleotides long. The record is from the annotation of a GenBank genome assembly. Lineage: Eukaryota; Viridiplantae; Streptophyta; Magnoliopsida; Asterales; Asteraceae.
AUGUUCCCAAUAGUCAAGAAAAAAGUGGUUGAGAGUGUAUUUCUUGAUGAGGAAGUUGAGGAGAAAUUAAAAGAGUUGACAGCUGUGAAGCUGUGUGUCAGAUUAAAUACUCUUCAAUAUAUGCAGAAGCAAAUUAAUUUACUGGAAGAUGGAAUUAAAAAAUCAUGGACAUCUACUAUGGGAAAAACAGAUUCUAUGCUCAUUGACAGUGAAUCACUUGAUGAACUAUUUGUAGCCACCUUUGACAGCAUCAGGGAUUCAGUAGCCGAUGCUAUCAGAAAAAUAUGCGACUUAAUUGGAACCAAAAUUAUCUUCUGGGAUUUGAGAGAUUCAUUUCUUCUCCGUUUAUAUCAUGGUACUGUUGAAGGAUCUCGGUUGGAAAAUUUACUUCCACAUAUCGAUAGUGUUCUUAACCAUGUAUGUGGUCUAAUUGAUGAUACACUAAGAGAUAUGGUGGUGGCUAGUAUUUGUAGGGCAGCCCUGGAAGGGUACAUUUGGAUACUUCUGGAUGGAGGUCCUUCCCGUGCAUUUUCUGAUUCAGAUAUCAUCAUGAUGGAAGAUGACCUGAAUAUGUUACAGGAUCUUUUUGUUGCUGAUGGAGAAGGUCUUCCCCGUUCACUAGUGGAAGUGGAAUCAAAACUUGCCCAUCAAAUUUUAAGCCUUUUCUCUCUCGAUGCGGAAUCAGUGAUUCAUAUGUUGAUGAUGGCAAGUGAAAACUUGUCAACAGGAUUUGGUUCCAAAAUUCAGGGACAAAGAUCAUUGGAUGACGUGGACACAUUAAUACGUGUUUUAUGCCAUAAAAAAGACGGAGAGGCCUCUAAGUUUUUAAAAUUACAAUAUCACUUGCCUGCAUCUUCAGAUUAUGUUGAGACAGCAUCCUACGAGUCAACUCCAAAGUCACCAAUCCCAAUGGGAUCAGAGUUUUUAAGAAGUGCAUCGGUGAAAUGGGGUGAAAAAGGUAAUAGUAGCUUUAGAUUAUUAAAGAAGAGGUUUCAAGAAGUGCAAGGAGGUUCAUUUAGAUGGAGCUAAUAUAAUACAAUAUAAUAUAAAUCACAUUAGAUGAUUAGAAGAGAGCUUAUUGCUGUUUGAGUUUCACAAUCAUUCAUUCAAAACAUGUACAACUAACUCACCUACGUAUUAAAAACAUACAAGAAAUGAAAAUGAAAAUACUGAGAAC